ACGCCCAUCUAUAGGUUAUCUGUUGUGUACGUACGUGUAUUCAUUCCCGGAUAUGAUAUGGACACAGUUGAUCAACUAACAAGAAGCCGCUUCUGUUCUUGAUGCUCAUACAGCUACAGUACAAUGGCUGAAGUCAAGAGUGGCUACAUGUAUAAAUGUGGCAAAUCUGUCAAGAGCUGGAAGAAGCGAUGGUUUGUCCUCAAGCCCAAUGGAUUCCUUUAUUACUACGAGGCUGAAGGAAAGUCAGAAAAGGGCAGGAUAGACGUCAUCGAUGCUCUCAGAGUGGCCCCCUGGCAGGAGGUGGGCAGUGCUGAGCGGAAGCUGCCCACGUGUGUGGUCGGGGGGAAUUCAUUUGCUAUAGUGACCGGAGAUCGGACGUACACCUGCUGCUGUGAGAAGGACGGGGAGAGCCUGGCAUGGAUAGGCGCUAUCGAAACAGCGAGAGCUGGUACAAACGAGAAAAAGUAUCCCCCGGCAACGUACGGAGAAGAAGCUCAAGUCAAACUCGAGGAUAAACUCACUUCCCCUCCCCCCUUCUACACGCCUACCUCUCCCGAACACAAGCAGCCACCUCUGGAAUCGAGUGAAUUUAUCCCUCCUAAUGGCCAGCCACCGUCGUGUACAAACACCCCCCCUCAAGGUAAUGCUCCAACUGCUCCUACGAUGCCUGAUCCUAGUCACUAUGCCAAUGCUCCCCCUCAAUAUACUGGCCCUACACAAAAUGGUCCACCACCGAACGCAGUGCCAAGUACGAAUCCCCAUGCUCAACAGUAUACCAGCCCACCUCCUGCGCAAUCCGGCCCCCCAAUGCCUGAUCCUGCUCGCUACGGUGGUACUAUGCCUAUCGGAUACACCCCACCUCCACCGUCGGGUGGACCUGGCUAUCAAGGUGCAUACAGCUAUCAAACUAGACCACCUCCUCCGAGGCCACAGCAACAGCCUCCGAGGCCGCAAUACAACCAACCUCCAAGGCCUCAAUACAACCAACCCCCAAGGCCGCAAUACAAUCGACCCCCUGGACCGCAGUAUCGACAGCCGCCCCCCAGACCUCAGAACUACCCUCCGAGGGCAGCGUACCAGAGCUACCCCCAGAGACCGCCCCCUCCACAGCAAUAUUACCGCCCCCCUCCACAGCAGUAUUAUCGCCCCCCUCAACCCAUUUGCCAGCAGCAGACAAACAAUACUGUGACUGUCAUCAAUAUACCUGCAGCACAGCCAAGAGUUGUGUAUCGCUAGUACUCUUAUGAUUACCCUAUAUAUUAAACUGACUGCUGUCAUAGACUAGUUGCUGUCAUUAAUGUGUGUGUUUGUAUGUCUUAAUGUGCACUACACUUAACGUUGUUAUUGUUACUGUUAUUUUUGCACUCCUAUUUUGCAUUUACUCAUUCAAGAAUUGUUAUAGCCUCGA
This is a messenger RNA of Halichondria panicea, 1408 nucleotides long. RefSeq lists its product as uncharacterized. The coding region runs from base 124 to 1236 and encodes 370 amino acids. NCBI's taxonomy places the organism in Eukaryota, Metazoa, Porifera, Demospongiae, Suberitida, Halichondriidae. Gene Ontology annotation, cellular component: recycling endosome; trans-Golgi network; early endosome. Gene Ontology annotation, biological process: endosome organization; retrograde transport, endosome to Golgi; receptor recycling. The record is from RefSeq and is a predicted model, not a curated record. The transcript has 3 exons.